UUGCCGCUACUAACUUGUGGGCUGCGCGCGGCCUGCGGGAGAGGGCGCCGGCUCCAGCCCUUCGUGAGAGCAGCGCGCGACGGGAGCUGCGGCGGCCUCGGAUGGGCAGCGCUUGGUGCUUCCUGCACGCCAGGCCCGCCGCGGGAGCCUUGCCGUUCAGGCAUCAGCGCGGCUAGCUCUGAGCUGCGAUGCACUGCGAGGGCCCUGAGCAGGGUUUCGGGGCGAGGGAGGUCUCCCGGAAAUGUUUUUGGGGGCUGCAGUUGAGUUUAUCUGAAUGCAGAGCCUCAUCUGUUCACAGAUUAGUCUAGCAAUUUCAGCAAAGAGGAUCACUUCUCUGUAGGAAGUUUGACAAGUUACAGGUACAGAAUGAGCACCUGCUGUUGGUGUACUCCAGGUGGUACCUCCACCAUUGAUGUCCUGAAGUGCUAUGCUUCUAGCACUGGGUCAGGUGAAUUUCAGACAGCUGAUGAAGACCUCUGUUACUGCUUAGAGUGUGUGGCUGAGUACCACAGAGCCAGAGAUCAGGUGCCAUUCUUGCAUGAGGUUCUGUGGGAGCUAGAAACCUUACGUCUCAUACAUCACUUUGAGAAGUGUAUGAAGGCAGAAGUUGAAGAUGAUGAUGAAUUGUACAUAGUAGACAACAAUGGAGAGGAACAGCUGUUUGAUUGUAGUGGCCAAGAUUUUGAAAAUAAGCUUCGAGUUCCUCUUUUUGAAAUAUUGAAGUACCCUUACUUACUUUUGCAUGAGCGUGUUAAUGAACUGUGUGUGGAAGCACUUUGUCGAAUGGAACAAACCAAUUCCUCCUUUCAGGUUUUUGACAAAUACCCAGGGAUCUAUUUGUUUUUGGUUCAUCCCAAUGAAAUGGUUCGGCGAUGGGCUAUUCUGACAGCAAGGAACCUGGGGAAGGUGGACAGAGAUGACUAUUAUGACUUACAGGAAGUUUUAACUUGCCUUUUUAAAGUCAUUGAGUUGGGGCUUUUGGAAAGUCCAGACAUUUACACAUCUUCUGUGCUUGAAAAAGGCAAACUGAUCCUUUUGCCUGCACACAUGUAUGAUACUACCAACUACAAAAACUAUUGGCUAGGUAUUUGCAUGUUGCUGACUAUUCUUGAGGAACAAGCCAUGGAUUCACUCUUACUGGGCUCAGAUAAACAAAAUGAUUUUAUGCAAUCAAUUCUUCACACCAUGGAGAAGCAAUCAGAUGAUGACAGCAUGGAUCCUUUCUGGCCAGCAUUACACUGUUUCAUGGUGAUUCUGGAUCGCCUUGGAUCUAAGGUGUGGGGUCAACUUAUUGACCCUAUUGAAGCAUUUCAAACCAUUAUUAACAAUGUAAGCUACAACAAAGAGAUCCAGAAUAUACGGAACAGCUCCAUAAGGACCAAGUUAGAACCGGAGCCACAUUUUGAUGAUAUGGUGACGUGCAGCCAGAUUGUUUAUAACUAUAAUCCUGAAAAGACCAAAAAGGAUUCAGGGUGGAGAUCUGCCAUUUGUCCAGAUUACUGUCCUAACAUGUAUGAAGAAAUGGAAACAUUAGCCAGUGUGCUUCAGUCAGAUAUUGGUCAAGAUAUGCGUGUUCAUAACAGCACCUUUCUGUGGUUCAUACCUUUUGUUCAGUCACUCAUGGAUCUUAAGGAUUUGGGUGUGGCUUACAUAGUAGAAGUUAUUCAUCAUCUAUAUUCUGAGGUCAGAGAUGUCCUCAACCAGACAGAUGCUGUGUGUGACAAAGUCACUGAAUUUUUUAUUCUGAUUUUAAUAUCUGUGAUUGAACUGCAUAGAAAUAAAAAGUGUUUGCAUCUGCUGUGGGUGAGUUCUCAACAGUGGGUAGAAGCUGUUGUGAAGUGUGCCAAGCUUCCUACCACUGCAUUUGCACGGAGUUGUGAGAAGUCACCUGGAAGUACCCCUAAAGGAGCAGCAAUAAUGUCGUCAUUGGGAUUGCACUCAGUGCAGUCUAACUCUGUCCAGCUUGCUUGUGUACAGCUGAUUAGGGGUCUCCUCAAAGAAGGUUAUCAGCUUGGUCAGCAAACACUUUGUAAGCGGUUCUGGGAUAAACUUAACUUAUUCCUUCGAGGAAAUUUAUCCCUGGGUUGGCAGUUGACUGCUCAAGAAACCCUAGAGUUACAAACAUGUUUGAAACAAAUAAUUAGAAACAUAAAAAUCAAAAUGCCCCAGUAUAGUGCUUUUGGAGAUCUGACAUUUACAUGUAAAAGUCCUCCAUCUUUUAAAGAAGAAAGUGAACAAAUAGACACUAAGUCUAAAAAAGACAUUUAUUGUCUGGAAAACUGCAGCCCAACAUCUUCUAAAGAACCAAUUAAAGCUGACAGCAAUCAAGUGUUGAGUAAGGCAGAUAUAACAGAGGUGGAGAACUUGGCCAAACAACACUAUAUUGAUUUGAAUGAAGAAGAGCAUCUUUCAACUGAGUUGUGCUUGAAGCGGAAGAAUGAGGCUCUUUUUUCUGAAAGUGCUCAACAGCAAGUUAAAAUAAGCCCAGAGGAGUCUGGGAAAGAAAACUCUUCAUACAAGCCGCAGAAUAGUAUAUCAAGAAAUGGUCCAGAAUUGGGUUCUGAUAGAGGAGUAAUAAUAUCAACACAUUCAUUGACUGAUUCUAGCACUGAUUCUCUGGAAAAGGUAUCUACAUCAAGUGAAGAUGUCUUGUUGAAGGACGGCACUGUGGGUAAAACCUCAAAACCAAAAUCUAAAGCACAGAAAGAUGAAAUUUGUGCAAAAUUAUCACAUGUCAUAAAGAAGCAACACAGGAAAAGUACUUUGGUCAAUAACAACAUCAAUCUAGAGGAAAAUACAGCUAUCUCUGAUCUUGAGAACUUCUGUUCAGGAAAAGAUAGAAGUACUCUAAAGGAAGAUGAUGCUAUCACACGUGGUGUGUCCUUAGACUCUGCUCUGGAUGAUGAACAUGGACAGCAAAAAUCUCAAGACAGUCUACUGCUAAAAAAGAAGCAGAUAAAAAGUGAGGAGUUGGAUAAUACUUCUUCUGAUGAAAACAAGUGUCAAAGGCAGAAAGGCCAUGCUGCUGUUCCAUGUGAGGGUCCUAUACAGGUAGUAGUAGAAUCGAGAGAUGUAGUUGAAUUAAGAUACGAGGAAAUGAGGAAGAGUACAGCGCUGACUUCUGAUUUGGUAAAAGGACAGGUGCCUCCUCCUGGCAGUAGCAAGCCUUCAGUAACAGGUUCUCAAGUAGACCUCUGUAAUGUAAGCGUAAUAGCUCAAACUACUGUUAUUCAGUUUCCAUCAGGUUCAAGUAAACAGAGUUCAUCCGAGCUACCAAAAAAAGAUGAUAAAAGAUGUUUGACAGCUAAUGGAAACACUGCUGACUCUUGCCGUGGACAAAUUAUUGUUAUUUCAGAUUCUGAUGAAGAUGAUGAAAGAAGUGGUGGCACUGAGAAAAACAUCAAACAGAGCAGCAAAGUAGGCAUGGAGAAAGACUGUCCAGAGCAGCAAGGUUCAGUAGUUAAUACCAGUGUUGAAAAGCUUGUAAAGGAAGAAGGACCACAGUACCCUGAAGAAAUUGAGGACUCUGAAUCUCAGGUUUUUGAGUUUGAAAGUUUAUCUGAAGUGUUUUCAGUUUGGCAAGAUCAUAAGAUAGACAGCAAGAACACCCUUCAAGAGGAAGGGAAAGGCUGUGUAACCCAUGUAGCUGAUAGUACAAACAGUACCUUGGGUUGUGGUGCUGACUCUGUGUGUGAAGAGGUUAGACACCAAGCAGAGGAUAUUAAAGAGCAUACAGAACCACAUAGUAGUGUUUCUGCUGAGGAAUUUUGUAAAACUGGAGUAAAAAAAUCUAAGAGAAAGCGAUGUGACAGAGUUACAGCUGAAGAUCCUCAGAGGCCCUCCUCUUCUGUUAGAGCUGAGCAGUUGCCUGAUGACAGAGAUAUUACUGGAAGUGAUUUUAAAAAUACAGACACGGGGACAUCAGCUCCCAGUUCAAGUGUUGAGAGAGACUCUACAACACAGAAAAAGUCUACAAAGCCCCAUACUCACUCAAAACCUGUUAGGAAAGUUCCAGCUUCUAAGGCUACUAAGAAAACACUUCCAGACACCAAAAGAGGACAGAAUAAUAAGAGUUCAUGUUACAUAAGUUGUAGAACUUCUCCUGCUAUUGUGCCACCAAAGAAAUUUCGCCAGUGUCCAGAGCCGACUUCAACAGUUGAAAAACUUGGCCUGAAAAAAGCUCCUCGGAAGGCUUUUGAGUUGUCCCAGAGGUCUUUGGAGUGUAUUGUCCAGUUACGUGACCAUGGUAAAACUGUUGGAGUAGUCAAUGCCCCCAAAAAGACUAAAUUAAUUUCUCCUCAUACUCUUUCCAUCAAAAAUAAUAAGCUUCUGACAAGUCAGGAUCUUCAGUUUCAAAGGCUUGUGAGAUCCAGAUCGCAUCAAAAACGAGACCUUGAUUACAAAAAUACUGAUAUUUCAAGAGCAGUGCCAUGCACAGUGCAGGUUUCGGAUGGACUUGAACCAGACGAUGAUGGGCCAGAUAAUCCUGGAGGAAGUGAGCCACUUUCCAACAGUAAUGAAAAAAAAUUAGCAAAAUUCAUGCUUGUGAAACCAGAAGAGGCAAGAGCCAUUUUUGAUCAUCAGGUAACUGAUAUAACUUCACUUGUGAACCAGUGCGAAUCUAGAGUGUUAAGUGGAGGAGUGCCAACAGAUGUAAUGAUGGUCUCUGCUUCAGAGGAUCCUGUAGGUGGAGAUGCCUCCACAGUGCAAGUUGAGGAGGAGGCAGCUGUGGAAGCUGGAGAGCCAGAAUCAAGUAGUGAUACAGAUGAUGACAAUUUAUUCCUAACACAACAUGAUCCUCAAGAUAUGGAUCUGUGCUCACAGUUGGAAGAUGAUAAACCCAUUAUAGUGGCUCAUAAAAAAGAUAGAGUUCAGAGAGAAGAUUCUGUAAGUCGGCCUCAGUUGGAGUCUUUGAGUGUCACAAAGUGUAAGUACAAAGACUGUGUUGAAACCACGAAAACUCAGGGUAAAUACUGCCCAAUACACUGUGAUGCUAAAGCAGCAGAUGAUGAUGUGUUUCGUAAACCUGGCUUGCCUCUGUCUGUGGCCAGGCCUUCGAGACCUACUACUACGAAGAUAUUUAGCUCAAGCAGUGCUUCACGAACUGCCAACCUUUCCAAGACUUUGGAAAGUACUACAUUUCAGUCAGCACUAAAAAAGUCAGGUGGGCCACAGCCAAAUUUGAAGGUGACACCACCACUUUCUGUGGUGUCUCAGAAGCCAGUGGCUGCAGUGAAAAGUUUAUGCAAUAUUUUUCAUUUUCAGACUCCAAGCAGUUCCAACAAGCAGAAUUACAAGCCUACACUUAAUGAUAACAAGCCUAUGUCAGCUUCUUCUCCACUGAAUAUUCUCUUGCCAUCACAGUCUAUCUUUGACACCUUCAUUAAAGAGGUCUUAAAAUGGAAAUACCAGAUGUUUUUGAACUUUGAUAAAUGUGGUGCCCCACCAAGUCUCUGUCAGUCUAUCUCGAGACCCGUGCCUGUUCGAUUUCAAGAUUGUGUGGAAUAUUUCAAUGUUUUUCUCCCUUUAAUUAUAUUGAAUGCUUUUGAAACAGCAGCCCAGGAAUGGCUCAACUCUCCAAAUAAAGAGAACUUCUAUCAGUUGCAUUUACGAAAAUUUCCAGCCGACUAUAAAAAGUACUGGGAGUUUAUGAUUUACCUAGAGGAAUCUGAACUAGCUAAACAGCUCCACCCAAAGGAAAAUGAUCUGGUGUUUUUGGUUCCUGAGAAACUACAUGGAGAUAAAAAAGAUAUGGACAGGAAUGGCCUGCAGGAUUGCUAUUACUGUGGUUAUGUUCAUAAGUUCCGCCGUACUUCAGUCGUGCGCAGUGGGAAAGCGGAGUGUUCCUUGUGCAUUCAGACACAAGAUAUCUUGCCAGCCAGUCUAAAAGAACUUACCAAAUGUAUUGUAAUCAGUUCUCUGGUAACUACACAGAGGAAAUUGAAAGCCAUGUCUCUAUUGAGUAGUCGGAACCAGUUGGCCAGAGCUGUUCUAAAUCCAAAUCCCAUGGACUUCUGUACCAAAGACCUACUGACAACAACAUCUGAGAGGAUUAUUACCUACUUAAAAGACUUUAAUGAAGACCAGAAGAAAGCCAUAGAAACUGCAUAUGCCAUGGUGAAACACUCCCCAUCCGUUGCCAAAAUCUGUUUGAUUCAUGGACCACCUGGAACAGGAAAAUCAAAAACUAUUGUUGGUCUCUUGUACCGCUUACUGACAGAGAGCCAGAGGAAGGGCCGUUCAGAUGAAAACUUCAAUGCCAAGAUCAAGCAAAACCGAGUCCUCGUGUGUGCACCUUCCAAUGCAGCUGUUGAUGAACUUAUGAAAAAAAUUAUCCUCGAAUUCAAAGAAAAAUGUAAAGACAAGAAGAAUCCUUUGGGAAACUGUGGAGAUAUAAAUUUAGUUCGGCUGGGUCCAGAAAAGUCUAUUAAUGCGGAGGUUCUAAAGUUCAGUUUGGACAGCCAAGUCAACCAUAGAAUGCAAAAGGAAUUACCUUCUCAUACUCAAGAACUGCUUAGAAGAAAAGAGUUUCUGGAUGGUCAACUUGAUGAGCUUUCUCGUCAACGAGCUCUGUGUCGAGGUGGGCGAGAGAUGCAGAGGCGAGAAUUAGAUGGACACAUUGCCAAAGUCUCAAAAGAAAGGCAAGAACUUGCUUUGAAAAUAAAAGAGGUUCAGGGACGCCCACAGAGAACACAGAACACCAUCAUCUUGGAGUCCCAUGUCAUCUGCUGCACGUUGAGCACAAGUGGUGGCUUACUGCUUGAGUCUGCUUUUCGAGGGCAAGGGGGUGUUCCCUUCAGUUGUGUCAUUGUAGAUGAGGCUGGGCAGUCUUGUGAAGUUGAGACACUUUCUCCACUCAUCCACCGCUGCAGCAAACUUAUCCUAGUGGGAGACCCCAAACAGCUCCCCCCCACAGUCAUUUCUAUGAAAGCACAGGAGUAUGGCUAUGACCAGUCAAUGAUGGCACGGUUCUGCAAGCUCCUAGAGGAGAAUGUGGAGCAAAGCAUGAUCAGCAGGCUGCCCAUUUUACAGCUCACCAUUCAGUACAGGAUGCAUCCAGACAUAUGUCUCUUCCCUUCUAAUUAUGUUUAUAACAAAAACUUGAAAACAAAUAGAUUGACUGAAUCCAUUCGAUGUUCAUCAGAUUGGCCAUUUCAGCCCUACCUUGUGUUUGAUGUUGGAGAUGGUUCAGAACAACGGGAUAAUGACUCAUAUAUAAAUGUUCAAGAAAUAAAGUUGGUGAUGGAAAUAAUUAAACUUAUUAAAGAGAAAAGAAAGGAUAUUUCCUUCCGAAAUAUUGGCAUAAUAACCCAUUACAAGGCUCAGAAGAUGAUGAUCCAGAAGGAUUUGGAGAAAGAAUUUGAUACAAAAGGUUUAUUACAGCCCAUCAUGAUGGGGGAAUCAAAGCAGCAAGACCCUGAAGCAUCCCAUCAGAAGAAGAAGAGCAGUGAAUGCAUGCAUGUUAACGAUGAGCAAGAUUUCUGCGCUCUUACACAGUCCGGGAUCUCCUGCCCAGAGAAUGGUGUCACCCACACUGGACCUGCAGAAGUGGAUACGGUGGAUGCCUUCCAGGGCCGGCAGAAAGACUGUAUCAUCGUUACCUGUGUAAGGGCGAGUUCUGUACAAGGCUCAAUUGGAUUCCUGGCAAGUUUGCAGAGAUUGAAUGUCACCAUUACACGAGCCAAGUACAGCCUCUUUAUCCUUGGACAUUUGAGGACUCUGAUGGAGAACGAACAUUGGUAUGAACUCAUUCAGGAUGCUCAGAAGCGUGGGGCCAUUAUUAAGACCUGUGGCCCAAACUAUAAACGUGAUGCAAUGAAGAUUCUGAAACUGAAGCCUGUGCUACAGAGGAGUGUAACCCAUCCCCCAGCCACUGCCCCAGAGGCACCCAGACCUCAGGGUGGCUUGCCCAGUGGCAGGCUAGACAGUGGACUUACCACGACAUCUUUUGCUGCUUCUCUGUACCACACACCUUCUGAUGCUAUUACUUCAAAGGAAUCUGAAAGGCCACCUUUCCAAGAACGACUUCGAGAUCCACGACUAUUUAGGAGAUUGGAUGCUGAAGCCAAGGGAACAUUCCUGAAGGAUGCACAGCCUGUGAGCUCCCAGCUCCCUGGGCUAGUCCAUCUCCUGGGACAGUCUGGCUUUCCUGUGAUUUUCCAGGACCUAAGUUUUGUUGUACCACCGUCCACUGCCAUUGUUGCUCCUCUGGGCAGCCACAGGUCUCCUAUGCAGGCUCAGUCACCACCUGCUCACCUUGCUGCUGCUUCCACAAGUAAGAGGAAUUUUAGUCACCCAGAUGCUGAGCUCAGGCAUAGAAGAGCACCUAGAGCUUUCAGUGAAGAGGAAAGGCAUGGCUCUGUGACUCAGCACAUGCUGAGAAAUGCUAACUGGGACAGGAGGGACCCGGAGCAGGGUGACAGCAGUGCCAAGAAGAGACGCUUUCUCUAGUAGUGCCCGAGGAUGAGACUGUCAUCCACAGGCCUGCUAGGAACAGCAUACAAUAGCUGGGUUUUGUUUUUGUUUACCUUGAAGAGUCUGUGUUAAAGAGUGGACAUACCUGCUAACCCUUGGACUGUUGGUCUUCCUCAGUACUUUUUGCCAGUUGUAGAUACUUGGAGAGGGCAUUUGAAUGCCUGUGAUGUUCUUGGAGUCAGAAAUUCAAAAUGUUGGGAGCUUUUGUUCUGUAGAAAAGGUCAGAUCAGAGUGGGGGCUCUAAAGGUUAAACUGUGAAUCUGUAUAGCAAAUAUGAAAUCCUUUUAAAAUGUAAAUGGGUAGACCACAUUUCCUUUCUAUGCCCAAAAACAUUAGUGGUCAACAGAACAGACUUCAUAUUUAAAGAGAGAGAGAACAAGUCCUUUCAACCAUUGUGUGGUAGAAGUUUCUUUAACAGCCUUAGUACUGGGAAUUGGUACCAGUGGCCACUGUCUCAAGCUGGGGUCUCCUGGGCCUUCAGAAGGCACCAUGUUGGGAGCUGUUGAGCUGGUGGGCAAGGCAGCUUGACACAAGGUAUUACUGUGACAAGUUCAUUUACCCAUGUUAGUGUAUAUGACUUAGUUUUCUGGCUAAAUAUCUUUCCCUUCUCAAAAUGGAAGAACAAUUCUUGAGCUGCCAUUCAUAUAUAUGUUUGCAGUGUUUUGUGAGGUUGGUGUAACUUGUGAGUUGUGGACAUAGUUACCAAAUGAAGGGUUUGUGCUGGCCUGGCCUGGCCUGUCACUUUAGGUUGCUUGUGAAGGCUUGAGGAUUGCCAGGGAAAUUUAAAAAGUGGAUGCAUUUCAAGGGAUUCCAUGGGAGGAUAGCAAAUGAAAUGCUGUGUUGAGUCCCUGGGGACUGUGGCCUCCCUCAGACAGUGUGUGUGUUUGUGAGAGAAAAGCAGGGGAGGACUAGAAACCAGGACAGGAGUGCUGCCUUCCUGGUCUCCAACCCUCCAUGGAGAAGAGUGUGUGAAUGUGGGGUCCUGGUGUCCAUACAGUUGGGGCAGGAAGACCUCCCUGAAAAUUAAUGUUCACUCUUUGGAAUUUUUAUUUUUAUUUUUGUCAUCUAUUCUUAAAAGGGUUUGUGUUAGAAAUUCUGCUGAAGCAGGUUUUAUUUGUUAAGAGCUUUGAAAAAACAGUGUGCAUUUUGCCAAGUUUCAACACAGUCUCCUAAUCUGUGUCUUUCUGCUGGUGCACAGAACUCUACUGUCUGUAAACACUUGUGAAGCGAGGGCAUAGGCUUUAACCUCCUGCCUGUUUCCAGCCAGGUGGGAAGUAAAUCCUGCUCUGGCUAGGGCAAGGGUUCAGUAAGCCAUUGAAAGAAAACCUCACUGUCCACUUGAAAUUUUCUUUCUUGGUGUCUUUGGGAAGUGCUCAGUUUAGCAGGGACUUGUGAUUUAAGGCGAAAAGUCUGCUUCUGAGGAGGCAUAACAAAACGGCAAUAGCCGGGACAUUUCGAGCUCUGCUCACAUUACCACAUAGAUUAAGAAACAAGUUUUUUUUGAAAGAAGCUUUUCCAAAACAUGUAGUUGACCACCAUCAGUGAGUGUGUCAUAGGACUCUGUUCAUCUGCUGGCUCACUGCUAACCACAUCAGAGCAUAUGAGAUUAGCAGGACAGUACACUGUGUUUACUUUGAGAGUUAGAGGCUGCUGGGUCUAGAUUCUGGCCAGGGGCCAGGGUAUCCUUUCCAUCGAGCAAGACUUGCCUUAGAAGUGUCUCUCAGAUCUGAAACCUUCCUUCCUCCAGUUGGUAAAGGUAUUUGCGGAAAGUGCUUGACAUGUUUGCAUCUCGGGUGUCUUUUCCUGAAAGCACCAUCAGGAGCAGUUAAUGCUGGCCAGGCGAAAAGUUUGCUUUGUCCUUGCUUUGGUUAAAAGAAGGUGCCGUGACUACUUUCAAAAUGUUAUUUCAAGGUGAAUGUGUUAUACCUGUCUUAUUUUGCUUCUCUUUGGUUUAUCAUACAAUUUGUUCAGUUAUGUUUUUGUGAAUUAUCAUAAGCAAAUUGGAACAAGAACAUGUGAAUGUCCUCCUGUAAAUGUGUUUUAUAACAAGAGUGUACUAAACUAUUUUCUAAAAUUACAUGUGCAUUUUGGGAAUCUUUCUGUAGCUUUGUGUUUUGUAUGCUCUGGAUUCAUAACUGGAUUUUGGCAAAUAAUAAACCUGUUAUCUUUGUUAAAAUCUAAAAUUUAAGAGAAAAUGGCAGAAUUAAAACCAAGAAAAUGGA
Messenger RNA from Meriones unguiculatus (Mongolian gerbil), 10697 nucleotides. RefSeq names its product senataxin (gene Setx). Gene Ontology annotation, biological process: termination of RNA polymerase II transcription. The coding region runs from base 367 to 8451 and encodes 2694 amino acids. Lineage: Eukaryota; Metazoa; Chordata; Mammalia; Rodentia; Muridae. The transcript is spliced from 27 exons. Gene Ontology annotation, molecular function: helicase activity; transcription termination site sequence-specific DNA binding. Gene Ontology annotation, cellular component: nuclear body. The record is from RefSeq and is a predicted model, not a curated record.